This is a messenger RNA of Indicator indicator, 2412 nucleotides long. It is a transcript of the gene DGKB, whose product is annotated as diacylglycerol kinase beta. The record is from RefSeq and is a predicted model, not a curated record. Gene Ontology annotation, cellular component: plasma membrane. The transcript has 26 exons. Bases 1 to 2412 code for a protein of 803 amino acids. Gene Ontology annotation, biological process: intracellular signal transduction; diacylglycerol metabolic process; lipid phosphorylation. Gene Ontology annotation, molecular function: ATP-dependent diacylglycerol kinase activity; calcium ion binding. NCBI's taxonomy places the organism in Eukaryota, Metazoa, Chordata, Aves, Piciformes, Indicatoridae.
AUGACGAGCCAGGAGAAGUGGCUUAACCUUAGUCCUGGAGAGUUCUCUCAGCUUCAGAAAUAUGCAGAAUAUUCUACCAAGAAAAUUAAGGAUGUCUUAGAAGAAUUCCACGGCAGUGGUGUGUUAGCAAAAUAUAAUCCUGAAGGGAAACAAGAUAUACUUAAUCAAACAAUUGAUUUAGAGGGGUUCAGGCUGUUCAUGAAGACUUUUCUGGAGGCAGACUUACCAGAUGAUUUCACUGAGCAUCUUUUUACGUCAUUUAGCAACAAAAUCUCUCACUGCAGCCCAUUAAUAAAAAACAAACCUCAGCACCUUCCUGGAGGUCUGAGACUUAACAAAGGUACUUCUACAUCCCGACCUCCUACUCCUGCUAACUUACAUUUACCAGAAAUGAUCCAGCUGAAAGAUAUUGUUUGCUAUUUAUCAUUGCUGGAAAGAGGAAGACCUGAAGACAAGUUAGAAUUUAUGUUUCGCUUAUAUGAUACAGAUGGGAAUGGUUACCUGGAUAGUUCGGAACUGGAAAAUAUUAUUGCUCAAAUGAUGCAUGUUGCAGAAUACCUUGAAUGGGAUGUUACUGAACUGAGUCCAAUCCUGCAUGAAAUGAUGGAAGAAAUUGACUAUGAUCAUGAUGGCACUGUUUCCUUAGAGGAGUGGAUCCAAGGAGGAAUGACAACAAUCCCGCUUUUGGUCCUUCUGGGGUUAGAAAAUAAUGUGAAAGAUGAUGGGCAGCAUGUAUGGAGAUUGAAACACUUUAACAAGCCUGCCUACUGUAAUCUUUGUUUGAACAUGCUAAUCGGAGUAGGCAAGCAAGGUCUCUGCUGUUCUUUUUGCAAGUAUACAGUCCAUGAACGCUGUGUCUCAAGAGCUCCUGCAUCUUGCAUCAAAACAUAUGUGAAGUCCAAAAAGAAUACUGAUGUAAUGCACCAUUUCUGGGUAGAAGGAAAUUGUCCAACAAAAUGUGAUAAGUGUCACAAAACCAUAAAAUGCUACCAAGGCUUGACUGGACUUCACUGUGUUUGGUGUCAGAUCACAUUGCAUAACAAAUGUGCCUCACAUCUAAAACCUGAAUGUGACUGUGGACUUUUGAAGGACCAUAUUUUACCACCUACAUCAAUCUGCCCAGUAGUAUUGCAAACACUACCCACUGUAGGAAGUUUGCUCCCAGAGGAAAGACAGUCAACAGUGAAAAAAGAGAAGAGCUGCCCUCAGCAAAUGAACAAACUGGCAGAACGGAACAAAAUGCAAAGAGCCAAUUCUGUCACUGUAGAUGGACAAGGUCUUCAGAUCACUCCAGUUCCAGGCACUCAUCCACUUUUAGUUUUUGUCAAUCCUAAAAGUGGUGGGAAACAAGGAGAAAGGAUUUAUAGAAAAUUUCAGUACCUUUUAAAUCCUCGUCAAGUUUAUAGUCUUUCUGGAAAUGGACCAAUGCCAGGGUUAAAUUUUUUCCGAGAUGUUGCUGAGUUCAGAGUACUAGCAUGUGGUGGAGAUGGAACAGUAGGCUGGAUUUUGGAUUGCAUAGAGAAAGCAAACUUGAUUAAGCAUCCUCCAGUUGCUAUCCUGCCUCUUGGGACUGGCAAUGAUUUAGCAAGGUGUCUGAGAUGGGGAGGAGGUUAUGAAGGUGAGAAUCUAAUAAAGAUCUUAAAAGACAUUGAGAACAGCUCAGAGAUAUUGCUGGACAGGUGGAAAUUUGAAGUAAUACCCAACGAUAAAGAUGAGAAAGGAGACCCAGUGCCUUACAACAUCAUCAAUAACUACUUUUCUAUUGGUGUGGAUGCUUCAAUUGCCCACAGAUUCCAUAUUAUGAGAGAAAAACAUCCAGAAAAGUUCAACAGUAGAAUGAAGAACAAAUUUUGGUAUUUUGAAUUUGGCACUUCGGAAACUUUCUCAGCCACCUGUAAGAAGCUGCAUGAAUCUGUAGAGAUAGAAUGUGAUGGAAUUCAGCUAGACUUAAUCAAUAUUUCUCUGGAAGGAAUUGCCAUUCUGAACAUCCCAAGCAUGCAUGGUGGAUCGAAUCUUUGGGGAGAGACAAAGAAAAGACGUAGCCACCGUCGGACAGAAAAGAAGAGGUCAGAUAAAAGAACCACUGUCACAGAUGCCAAGGAAUUGAAGUUUGUAUGCCAAGAUCUAAGUGACCAGCUUAUGGAAGUGGUUGGUCUUGAGGGAGCCAUGGAGAUGGGACAGAUAUACACAGGUCUGAAAAGUGCUGGAAGACGGCUUGCCCAGUGCUCAUCUGUUGUCAUCAGGACCAGCAAGUCUCUGCCUAUGCAGAUAGAUGGGGAACCUUGGAUGCAAACUCCUUGCACGAUAAAAAUUACUCACAAGAACCAAGCCCCCAUGUUGAUGGGACCUCCUCCAAAAACCGGUCUUUUCUCUUCCAUCAUCAAAAGAACAAGGAACCACAGCAAGGAAUAA